This is a messenger RNA of Rubroshorea leprosula, 2091 nucleotides long. Lineage: Eukaryota; Viridiplantae; Streptophyta; Magnoliopsida; Malvales; Dipterocarpaceae. The record is from the annotation of a GenBank genome assembly.
ACAACGAAAGCAGUUGGGUAUUCUAGAAGAGAAAGAGAUUGAUGUUUUUGAGAUGGAAACCCUAAGUGGGUAUAUUCUGGAAGACAAAGAUAUCCAGCCUUCGCUUCAUUACAAACUCCAACCAAUAAUGUCCUGUUGGUUCUGUGAGGUAUUUAUUCUAUGAGGGUGAAGUGGAAGAGGUGAGGAAAAAUGAAAGUGGAACUACAAAGAAGGUUGACAAUAAAGCAGUGACCAACAAUAUCAACAGGCCUCCCGCACCCAAGAAGUUUCUUGCAUUAGGAAGUGCUGCUCCUUAUCUGGGAAGGAAAGCAAGAGAGGGGAAAGCAGGGAAAGCAAAGGAUUCCAAGCAAGGCAAAUAUCUCAUUGUUCUUCUAGAGCAUUAAUUUGAGAAGAUUGGCAGAAUGAAGUUUCAGUUUCUUCUUCCUAGCCAUCAUUCUUCAUUGGAUCUCAUUCUUUCUUUUGAUUGGACAAUUAUAGAUCUAAUUCUUGUUUAUCUACAAUGGAAGACUAGUAGUGGCAGCCCUACCAACCACUGAGCUUUAGGGCAUCUUAAGUAUCAAAAGAUCGAAUUGAUGUUCGUAGGAGAUUCAGUGCAGAGAGCCUAGUUUGAGUCAAUGGUUUGUUUGGUGCAAUCUGUGAUUCUUGAGGAGAAGAAAUCCUUCCAUAGAAUUCCUCCCACAACCACAAUGAUCUUUAAAGCUGAGGAGUACAAUGCAUCAAUUGAGUACCACUGGGUUCCCUUCAUGGUGGAUUCUGAUUCAUACCAUGCAACAUAUCAUACUGUCUUGAGAUGACUAGUGAACCUUGCUGCCAAAGCCAAUCAUGGCAGGAGCUAGGAAGGACUUGAUGUAUUGGUGUUUGAGAGCUAUAUCUGGUGGAUGCACAAGCAUAACAAGCCCAGAUCAAUGCUAUGUAAGUUGACAGUUUUCAAGCUAAGGCUUUCUAUUCUGUCCAAAUUCUUCUGGUUUUUCUGAAUCUUGCUGCCAUAGCCAAACACAGCAGGAGCUAGAAGGAGUUGAUGUGUUGGUGUUUGGAGCGAUAUCUGGUGGAUGCACAAGCAUAAAAAGCUUGAGAUCAAUGUUAUUUACGGAACUACUGAGAUUUUUCAAGAAUAUAAUGUGACAACUAGUCAAUUGAGAAACCUGGGCAAAUUGGAUAGAAUCCAACAUCAGUCCUUUAUGUCCCCUACACAUAUUUGUGGUAUGUUUCACUUGCUGUUUUCUAUUAAGAAACAUCCCAAGCCCCCAAAUUAUGAAAAGAUGAUGAUAAUAUAGGGAGCUAUCAAGCUGUUAUAAACCCUUUUGAUGAAGUAGAAGAAGUUAAUCCUUUCUUUGUUAAUCUUCUUUUCUUUUCAAAUUUAAAAGAUUUUUUUUUAAUGAUAUGAUUCUUAUUACUACUCAGUGAUCAUGAAUAUGUAGAACCCUUCAAGGCUUUCACCUCUUCUAGCAGAACUAGUUGCUUUCUGCUAUGGUCGUGAUGCAAAUCAUGAUGUCCCUCUUGCUAUAGUCACCAGACCCAGUUUUAAGGUUAGUUUAUUUACCUAAAGUCCAUCUCCAUCCAUGACCAUGUAGAACUUGAAUUGUGAUUUUUUGUUUUGUAGAUUGGCCACCAUUUGCCCCAAUCGUUCGUAAUGAUAUUGCAAAUGAUGUACUGAUUUAUCUACAGAAGUUUAUGUAUGUUGCCUUUUUAUCAUUCUAAGGAUUGGUUUUGUGCAUUUUUUAGAAUGACAUAUGGCUGCUACUCCAGCAUUCAUCAAAGGGGAAGGUUGGAAGCCAAGCGAUAAUGAGAACUGCUUUAACGAGACCCAUCCAAUCCAAGAAGCAUCAUACAAGAACUAAAGAUCAACCAUUCCAGUUUUGAACAUUACACAAUUGUUAGAAUAUAUCAGAAAAAUGCUCAUACAUUUCUGUUUAUGAAGACCCUAAAAUUUUGCUGAUUGCAUUCAUUGGUGCUUGCCGGGACCACCCUAAGAAGAUGCUCAGUGCAUCUGUUUAUGGCUCAUACAUGGAAUGAGAUUUUGUAUGCAUAAUUGUUGAACGGUUGUAAAAAUCUUCUGAACUUCCUUUUUGGAAAUCAAGAUACUGACAAAAC